AUGAAGAGAGUAACAUAUGCUUGUGAUGCCAGUAUGCCUCGUAAACGUGGCAUAAAUCCGAGACCUUCGGUGCAUUGGUGGAACGACUACAUCAGCGUUCUCCGUAAAGAGUGUCAUAAGAAAAGAAGAAUCUCUCAGCGCAACUAUCAACGGCCCAACUCAGUGGAGCUGAUCGCAGAGUACAAAAAGGCGUGUCGUGAACUGAAUAAAGCCAUCAAAGAGAGCAAAAGAAGAUGCUGGAAAGAGCUUAUAUACGAGGUGGAUAUGUUUAACAAAUACGAGGUGGCAUGUUUAACAAAUAUAAAUAAUGCUGUGAAGCGGGAAAGAAUAGGAGUUACGGAUAAUUAUUACGUGAAGCGUUCCAACAUUCACGUAACAGGAUUUUUUGGUAGAAAGGAUUGA
Cotesia congregata is the source of this 402-nucleotide messenger RNA. The record is from the annotation of a GenBank genome assembly. NCBI's taxonomy places the organism in Eukaryota, Metazoa, Arthropoda, Insecta, Hymenoptera, Braconidae.